Messenger RNA from Guillardia theta CCMP2712, 897 nucleotides. RefSeq lists its product as hypothetical. The coding region runs from base 1 to 897 and encodes 298 amino acids. Gene Ontology annotation, biological process: positive regulation of proteasomal ubiquitin-dependent protein catabolic process; ubiquitin-dependent protein catabolic process; protein polyubiquitination. Gene Ontology annotation, cellular component: ubiquitin ligase complex; cytoplasm. The transcript has a single exon. The record is from RefSeq and is a predicted model, not a curated record. NCBI's taxonomy places the organism in Eukaryota, Cryptophyceae, Pyrenomonadales, Geminigeraceae. Gene Ontology annotation, molecular function: ubiquitin conjugating enzyme binding; ubiquitin protein ligase activity.
AUGGAAGGAGGGCAGCGUCAGAACCGUGUGGUGGAAGUUGUUCAUCAAAGACUGGUCAGGCUGACUCGAGAACUCCAAUAUUCAUUGAAGAGAUUGAAAGAUUACUCUUAUGCCGAUAAGCUCUCAACUUCGUGGGAUGUUGCCAUCACUAUCAACAUCGAAGUGACGUUGACAUCUGCUCUUAAAGCGGCUCCUGCAGGCACCUUGGAAUACUUCCGAUACUUGAAGCACCCUGUCGUUUCUUCAAUGAUGCUGAUUGUUUCUUUCAGUCUUCCCUCUCUGCUUGCAACGGUUGCAUUGCUGUUAGUUGGAUACCUAGCACUGAAGACGGACGAAUGCCCUCUUUGCUGCGAAAGGGUGCCAUAUUGGAACAUGGUGUUCAAUUCUUGCGGAGACAGAUGCUGCAAAGGCUGCGUGAUUCAAUACCUCAAGACUGACGAUGCAGAAAAGGUCGCGCGAGUGCGCCAUGCCCGACAUUGGAACGUGCGCUGCUUCGGAGGUUGUGGAAGGUUGUUGGACAGGAAGCUGGUGUUUCUCUCCCGCGAGAAUCUGAGGCUGCAGCAGUGCGUUUGCGAGCUACAGAAGAGGGAGAUGCUCAUCGCAAGGAAACCAGCUGGCAGUGACAUCGUGGAAUGUCCGGAGAUGUCGUGCAUGGGGGUUGGCUACUCGGGGCAGGCCACCAUCAUGUGCUUCGUCUGCGAACGUCAGUGGGAGGAUCCCGAGCACAGGUACCACAUAGCGAAGCGAAUAUGGAGCUGGGUCAAACGAUUCGUAUGGCCGGACACCAUCGAUGGGGUUGGGGGUUGGAGGCCUUGUCCUCACUGCGGGAUGGCGAUCGUCAAGAAUGGAGGCUGCGCCAACAUGCGUUGUGGGCUGUGUGAUCAGGUGUUCAGGUGA